Molecule: messenger RNA, 3350 nt
Organism: Zingiber officinale
Lineage: Eukaryota; Viridiplantae; Streptophyta; Magnoliopsida; Zingiberales; Zingiberaceae
Product: exportin-2-like
Exons: 2
Coding region: 61-2967 (968 amino acids)
Biological process (GO): protein import into nucleus; protein export from nucleus
Cellular component (GO): cytosol; nuclear envelope
Molecular function (GO): nuclear export signal receptor activity; small GTPase binding
Source: RefSeq, a predicted model, not a curated record
AAUUCGCAUCGCGAUUAUUAAAUAUUUUAUUCCCUUUUUUUGGCACUCUCUCUUUCUCCCAUGGACAUCCGCCCCGAAACCCUAGCGACGUGGUUCCUGCAAUCGCUUUCGCCGGAACCCCAGCCUCGCCGUGCCGCCGAGGCUUCCCUCUCCGACUCCGCGAAGCGGCCAGGAUUCGCCACCGCCCUUCUUCAGCUCGUCGCCGCUCCCGCCGUCGAGGAUCAAAUUCGCCUCGCCGCCGCCGUUCAUUUCAAGAACCACCUUCGCUCCCACUGGGCCCCCUCAGCCGACGAUGCGGCUUACGCAAUAUCCGCCCCCGAGAAGGAGCAGAUCAAGGCGCAUAUCGUCGCCUUGAUGCUCAACGCCCCGCCUCGCGUCCAGCCACAGCUCUCCGAAGCCCUCGCCGCCGUCAGUUCCCACGACUUCCCCAAGUCCUGGCCUUCCUUGCUUCCAGAGCUCGUCGAUUCCCUCCGCAAAGCCGCGGUUGCCGAUGACUAUCACUCUGUCAACGGCCUACUCGGAGCCGCCACUUCCCUCUUUUCCAAAUUCCGCAGCUCAUUCGAUGACAACGCCCUUCGGCUCGACCUCAAGUACUGCCUCGACGGAUUUGCUGCUCCUCUGCUAGAGAUCUUCCUCAAGACCUCCCGGCUCAUUUCCUCAAAUGUCACGGGCCCUCCUGAGACCCUCCGCCCACUUUUUGAGUCACAACGCCUUUGCUCCGAAAUCUUCCACUCCCUCAAUUCUGUUGAGCUACCUGAGUUCUUCGAGGAGCACAUGAACGAGUGGAUGAGCGAGUUCCUCGCUUACCUCGGUACUUCUUACUCACCAGCCGUUGAGGCUGAGGGAGCAUUAGAUGCCCUCAGAGCUUCUAUUUGUGAGAACCUUCAGCUUUACAUGGAGAAAAAUGAGGAGGAGUUCAAGAUCUACCUUGAAAAAUUUGCUUUAACCGUGUGUCAGCUAUUGAUGACUCCAGGUUCUUCCCCUACCCGCGAUCAGCUUACUGUCACAGCCAUCAAGUUCCUGACGACGGUCAGCACUAGCGUUCACCAUUCACUCUUUAGUAGCCCUAAUUUUCUCCAAGGUAUAUGCUCAAGCAUCGUCUUCCCUAACAUCCGGCUUCGAGAUGAGGACGAAGAGCUGUUUGAUAUGAAUUACAUUGAAUAUAUUAGGAGGGAUAUUGAAGGCAGUGAUAUUGAUACUAGGAGGCGGAUCGCUUGUGAGCUUCUGAAGGGUAUAGCCUUGAAUUACAGAGAACAAGUUACAACAUUAGUGUCAAUGCAGAUACAGGAGAUGCUGAAACUAUAUGCAGCCAACCCGAUGGAAAACUGGAAGGAGAAGGACAAUGCAAUCUACCUCGUGGUUGCACUUGCUCCAAAGGUGGGCAGCAGUGCUGGGUACCUUGUGGAUGUAGAGAGCUUCUUCACAUCAGUCAUUGUUCCUGAGCUACAAGAACAAGAUAUAAAUGGUUCUCCAAUGCUGAAAGCUGGUGCUUUGAAGUUCUUCACGGUUUUCCGUGUGCAGAUACCUAAGCCAGCAGUCCUCGCUCUUUUCCCCCAUUUGGCGAGGUUCCUUGUGGCCGAAUCAAAUGUAGUCCAUUCAUACGCAGCAAAUUGCAUUGAGAAGCUGUUAAUGGUGAAGGACAAAGUAACAUUAUCUGGUUCAAAUGUAGUCAGUUUGACUCCUCGAUAUAGUGCUUCAGAUGUCAAUCCUUUCCUGCUCCAGUUGAUGACCAAUCUCUUCAGUGCUUUGCAGUUGCCCGAGUCACAGGAAAAUUCAUAUAUCAUGAAGUGCAUCAUGAGAGUAAUUGGCCUUUGCAAUAUAAGUAGUAAGGUUGCUGAACAUUGUGUUGAUCGCUUGGCUUAUGUGCUGACAGUGGUAUGCAAUAAUCCAAGGAGCCCAACCUUCAACCACUACCUAUUUGAGUCUAUUGCUGCCCUGAUUGGAAGAUCCUGUGAGAAUGACGAGUUACUUAUCCAAGUAUUUGAGAUACAUUUGUUCCCAAUCCUCCAGAAAAUUUUAGCUGAAGAUGUGGCUGAGUUCUGGCCAUAUACUUUCCAAAUAUUUUCCCAACUUGUUGAUGUGAGUAAGCCACCUCUUUCCGAAGCUUAUAUGCUGAUAUUCAAGAUGCUUCUCUCUGAUGAUUCAUGGAAGAGAUCAGAAAAUGUCCCUGCAUUAGUUCAACUACUCCAGGCAUAUCUGCAGAAGAUUCCCAAUGUGCUCAAGACUGAAGGGAGAUUGGAACAGGUCAUAGCGAAGUCUACUGGGUUGCUUUCAGCUUCUAAGACUGAAGAAUUGGGAUUUUAUGUCCUCAACGCUGUGGUGGAAAAUCUUCCUUGUGAAAUUAUAGCGCCUUACCUUACAGAUAUAUGGAGGCCGAUUUUCAUCCGCCUACAGAGCAGGCGUGUAGCUAAGUUUGUGAAUUCUUUUGUGGUAUUUAUGUCAUUGUUUUUGGUUAAGCAUGGUCCCAGUGUGCUUGUGGAGUCCAUAGAUACUCUUCAAAAUGGGUUAUUCCUGAAUAUUCUUCAGACGUUUUGGAUUCCUAAUCUCAAGCUCAUUUCAGGAGCCACUGAAAGGAAGCUGGCUUUGGUGGCUGCAACAAGGCUGAUCUGCGAGUCUUCAAUCCUUUCAGAUGAUAAAUACAGUGAAUUAUGGGGCAGAAUGCUCAAUAGUAUCAUCUCUUUGCUGGCUCAGCCAGACCAAUACGUGGAACUAGAAAAUGGUGAGCCAGAUCUUCCUGAAACUGUGGGUUACUCAGCAACCUUUGCUCGUCUUCAUUAUGGUGGAAAGAAAGAAUCAGACCCUCUUAAGGAAAUAAGGGAUCCAAAGGAGUUUUUUGUGACAUCAGUAUCAAGACUGUCGUCCAGUUCUCCUGGUAGGUAUGGGCCAGUGAUUCAGACGUAUGUUGAUACAGCUAAUCAAACUGCAUUACUCCAGCUUUGUGCCACCUACAAUUGUAUAAUUGCUUAGAAACUGGACGAACUGGAGGUGACGUGCCAUAGUUAUUCUCAGAGGAUACAUUGUACAAAUGCACUUCUUUCAACUUCCAGGAUUACAUAGUUGUGACGGAUUAAGCUGCACAAUUGGGUUUUGGUACCUGUUUUAAAGCAUGUUGCAUUGUCUCGAAGGUCAUUUUAUAUUAUGGAACUUGAAACAGUGGUGUGUGGGUUGGACGUUCAAGAGGAUGACAUGCAGUUUUGUUUCCAAGGGUUCUAUUUGUUAGGGUUCUUAGUUGUGAAAAAUACCACUCAUGUUUUGCAUACAGAGCAUGUUAAUGUUUUGCAACUUGCAAGAGUGAUGUCUGUUUGAGGAAAUCAUGUUGCGAUUGUAUUUGUUGUUCUCUGAGGUGUGAA